This is a messenger RNA of Owenia fusiformis, 2620 nucleotides long. NCBI's taxonomy places the organism in Eukaryota, Metazoa, Annelida, Polychaeta, Sabellida, Oweniidae. The record is from the annotation of a GenBank genome assembly.
ACCGUAAUGUUCAUGUGUUAAUGAACGCUGUGUUCGAUAUUAACAUGGAGAACAAAACUGUCAUUUUGCGGGAUCUUACUUAAAAAAGAUCAAAACUUGACGCUUGCCCCGAAGAUGAAAGGUGUUGCUCUCAUAAUAGCUGCUAUACUGGCAACAACGGAUGGAGUGCUUGGACAAAUAGCAUGUGGGGUGGAUGUAGUUUUUGCUGUCGAUACGUCGUGUAUUUUUACCAAGAAAGAGAAGAGUGUCGUAAAAGAUUUCUUAUUUGAAUUGGUGACUUCAUUGGACGAAAUCAAUCCCAUCGGCCGUGACAAAGCGUUGAUUCAGAUUGCAGCGCUCACAUACAACACAAUUGCUGUGAGCAGAUUCAACCUUAGCGACUCCACAGACAAAGCCUCGACAUUAGGCCUAAUCGAACUUUUAAACAUGAAUAGGAAUACUGCGGAGGGAUGCAAAAGGAAAACCAAUUUGGCACUUGAACUUGCGAAAAAGGCAUUUCAAAAGACCAACGGUGGACGAAGGAAAGCCAAGCGCGUCCUUAUUCUCAUAACUAAUGGUCUUACACAACCUUCUAAAUUAAUGAAAAACGCAUUAGCUAAUGGUAUUAAGAACACUGAUGCCAACAUUGAAACGUACCUUAUUGGUAUAUAUGAUGAAAAGGUAGAUCCUAACGAAGCUGAUGCGGAGUGGGCUGUUUUGGCUUCCGAUCCUGACGAUCACCAUGUGAUGAGUGUUAACGGGACAGAUAUGCUGAAAGAGUUGGUAGAUAACAUUGCUAAACGAGUGAUGUCAGUAACCUGCAAUGAUGAAAUACCGGCGGAUGAUCCUUGGUUAGGAACAACAUCAACAGCCUCGACGACAACGUCAACGACAACAUCGACAACGUCGACGACAACAUCAACAACGUCAUCAACAACAUCUACUACAUCAACGACGCCUGAACCUACAACAAUACUAACGACACCAGUAACAACUACUACAGUGGCAGCUAACACGCAAAUAUGUCAGGAAACAAAAGAAUGUAAAAAGUUACUCGGUCCAAACUAUAACUGCACAAAUUUUAUAUGCGUGCGGGGCGACCCCCACAUUCAGCAACUAGUCAAAGGGACAGAUGACCCCAUAUGUUAUGACUUGUUUGGAGAACCUGGACAAAUAUACGAGUUCCUAACGGAAAAAUCAACAGGGACUUCUGUGACGGGUGUUUUUAUCGAGGGAUCAGAUACAAUUAAAUCUGGGGACUUGGCAAAAUAUAUAGGUGAAAUAGUAAUAGAUACGAACACGGUCACUAUCCAUGCAACAAUGGUAGACAUACUUCUACAUGCAAAAAGGGGUACUGGGAAACGCUCAAAUGAUAUAAAACUGUUUUUCGAGCCAUUGGAAAUAGAACAAGAUGCUAGGUUCAUCCAUAACUGGGAACGCGAUACUAUUAACUUCAGCAAUGAAGAACAAACGGGGGUCAAAGUUAAUAUUUACAAAACAUCAAUGAGUGUACACAUAGACAAUGUAGCUACGAUAUACAUUAGUCGACAUCCAAAACAUUUAGACUUUGUAAUCGGGGAACUUAACAAACUUGCUGAUAUGAAGAAUAAGCCCGGUGGAAUAAUGGGCAUAGUUUCAUCAGACGGAGAGUUUGUACCCUCUGCCGUUGCCUACAAAGGGACGGUUCAUGUAGGAGGAGAGUUCAGUGUAACUGUACAAUGGGACCAUGAUAAAAAGUGCUGGUCCGUCCCAAGAAGUGCCAGAGGAUUUGAUCAACUUCUAAAACAAUUUGCGAGAAGUUGUCUGAUAAACUCAAGCAUCUAAUCAGCUAUUCCGCGCCCAAAUUAGUUAUCCAGAUAUCAUGUUUAGAUUCCAGACUAGACUUGUUUAAUUAUUCACUAUGUGAAUACUGUUAUAGACAGAUUAUAAGGUUUUAUCAGACUAAAAGCACAUUUUUGAAACUAUACAAUGAUAUUCGCAAAUAGCUUGAAUAAAGUACAGAUUUAAAAAUGAGUUCAUGAUUACAAUUCAAAUGCUCCUUAAGGUUUCCGUACUUGUACUUUUAAACGAAGGACAGAACAAUUUUUAUUUUAUAUUAAAAGCUGGCUUGACUCUGGAAGGAUAUAAUGAAUUAACAGAGUAAUGCUAACAUUUGUAUUACCUUUGUAAACAAGCGUGUCUACUCCAAAAAUUACUGUGUUAAUCUCCUCGGACUCAUCAUUAUUAUCAAGCUUGAUAAGACAUUGCAUAGAUUACUAGUUUUAUGACGUGUGUUGUGCCACAAUAAAAUUUGUCAGCGAAUCAACGCAGUAUGUAAAUUGGGCAUUGAUGAUAUGUGUUUAAUGAUUUGCCCAAUUUGAAUAUCAUCCCACUGAAAUGAUGUCAGUAAUUUGUUUACUCUAAUUUUAUGACUACUGCAAAUUGUGUGUCUGAUGUGCAUUUGAUGAACUUAUAAUAAUGGUGAUAUGUGCAUAUUAUGAUUCCACAUGGGAUAAUGAACAAUAGUAUAUGAAGCCUAAAUGAAUGAUUUAGGUUGAUACCAGGGGAUGUAAGUGUUUGUUUCGCAGAAAUGUACACCUAAUAAAGAAUAUGCCGCCUUAAAAGAGAGUAAAGUAAAAUAUAAUAUACAAUGAAAAGCCUU